AUGGGCAAUUCCUCAUCAUCUCCCGAAUGUGACGUCGAAAACUCGGUUCUUGAUGUCGAACUCGAGAUUGUAUCCGCCAAAAACAUCGCAGCUGGUGACUAUUUCGACAUGAAGGCUGCAAUCAAGGGCAAAAUCAGUUCCAGCGACGCCUAUGCGUUAAUAGAGGUGGCGGGUCAAAAAGUGGCUUGGACUCGACCCAUUUUUGACACACGCGAGCCCGUGUGGAACGAGAAGUUUUUUUUUAGAAAUGUCAAACCCGACACUGUCUGUAAACUCUUUCUUCUGGACGAAGACUUUGAUGGAGACGAUGCCCUCGGACAGACGCAAUUUACUGCGACAAAUACAAACGGCUCAGUUACGACGUUCGAAUUACCUAUCCACCGAAACGAGAAGCCAGCCGGAAGUAUUAUCGUCAAUGUCAAGUCACACUUUACCAAAGCGCACGGUGACGAUCAAUUGCAGCAGUACGGUCCGGUGCACUACUCGGAGCACAUCAGCUCAACUUCUGGUAUAUUGACUCAAACCAUGACGAAUGACGACAAGUUGCAGGCGUCGGCGUUCCACGUUCAACUGCAUAACAUUCCUCAUUUGCUGCCAACUGAUCACGAAUGGAAUAAAAAUUAUCCGACCAUCCAGAAGAUCUUCUCUCCUGACCAUCCCGAAUCUCCUGUGCUGCGGAAAGCCAUUGCCACUGAGCACGAAGUCGUGUAUCGACACGCAAGUACCACACAAUACGGUCUCCUUAAAGAAUCGUCCGACUUUUUCAAGCUGAUCAAUUACGGCCAGCGUUUGGAGAAGCGUGUACUGUUUACGUAUGCCAUCACUCCUACGGGCUGGUACUUUUCUGAGACGGGUGCAGCUUUCUUUAAGGACAUGCUAUCUAAGCACAUGUUGCACUCUGGCGCCGCCUUCGCAGUUAAGUACGCAGGGGAGUUUCACAUCGAAAAAAAUCUUUUUGGCAAGUACAAGCUUGUGAUCGACAACAACAGCGGCACGUAUGCUCCGCCCAAGGUCGAUUUGCCUAAGUUAAAGGAGCUUUUUGAGGUAAAUUUCCCAGGCAUCUCGAUUGAAGCCAAGGAUCGCGACGACGAGGAGCUCAAGAAAGCCCGUCAGGAGAUCCUUGAUGCCUGGGCGUAA
Molecule: messenger RNA, 1137 nt
Organism: Plasmopara halstedii
Lineage: Eukaryota; Oomycota; Peronosporomycetes; Peronosporales; Peronosporaceae
Product: C2 domain
Exons: 1
Coding region: 1-1137 (378 amino acids)
Source: RefSeq, a predicted model, not a curated record